Puccinia graminis f. sp. tritici CRL 75-36-700-3 is the source of this 1401-nucleotide messenger RNA. RefSeq lists its product as uncharacterized. The record is from RefSeq and is a predicted model, not a curated record. Lineage: Eukaryota; Fungi; Basidiomycota; Pucciniomycetes; Pucciniales; Pucciniaceae. The transcript has 2 exons. The coding region runs from base 122 to 922 and encodes 266 amino acids.
GACCAACGUCUCAUGUGGCCGAAAUUUGACUGGAAAACUUCCAAGCACACCUGCACGUCCGAAUUCGCUUAUCCGUGUUAGCUACAUAGGUCGGAAUACCACUAACCAGACCCCGUAUGAAAUGAUUGCCACCUCGGUUUACAAUUAUCUCGAGCCUUAUCUCCCCGCUCAAGCUGCCUAUGCGAUCUCGAUGGUCGUCUUCGUAUUUGAGAAAUUCUUCAUGCCCAAGUUCUACGAAGUAUAUUCACAUGCCAGUCUGGAUCCGAAAACGCUGGUCCCGUUCGUGAUUUCGGCGAUUGCUCUAUACCUGUCGAUAGUCUCGAUCUACCAUGCAUUCAGAGCGGCUCUCCGGAUGGUUUGGUUCUUGCUCAAGUGGAGCAUUGCGAUCGUCAUCCUCUGGUUCAUCUUGGGCUUUUUGAACGAAGCAAAAGGAAAUUCUCAUCGUGGCCAAAGUGCAAGAAAUCCUUUCCAGAGCUAUCAAGACUCGGCCACCUCAUGGUGGAAUAGCGCUGCUUGGAGCACAUCCAAUCUUGAUCCGCAAAGCUUCAUUGGCCCUCUCCAGAUGAUCUUCGGCUCAAGCGUAGCAUCUCUCUUCGACCCCACCAAAUUCUUCGAACAGAUGUCAAGUCACUUCCAAUCUCACAACAAAGCAACCAACUCAUUUCGUCCUGGAAAACCCCAAUAUUCAAGCUCCUCUUAUUCCUCAUCCGACUCGACAAAACAAAAGAGUAACUCAAGAAGCUCACGAACCCAGUCCAACGAGAACACUGAAACACCACCCAAUGUCCGCGCAUUUUUCCAAAAAGUUUGGACGGAAAACCUCCAAAACCCCUUGCAAUCCGUCUUCCGCGAACCGCAGAGCCGGAAUCAAGGGACAAAAUCUCAGAGUAGCCGAUCUAGCCACACUACCACCUCACGAUGAUAUUGUUCGUUUUGAAAGGAAACGGACUCACCAAUCAAAAUGAUUAUAAACUAGACUCGCUUGAUCUUGUGGUCCUUUUCGAUUCAGAUUGAUUCCUUCACAUCUGAUUGUAUCAUGUACCGAACCAAUCUACUUCUCUCUUCUCGCUUAACACUUUUUUAAUCCUGAAAAUUUAUCACUCCCAAGGCAUUCCUGAUUGAUAAGUAGUGUCAUUUCUUUCCCCUUGUUUGAUUACGUCGGAUCUAGAAAAUAUCUUUGUCCACGAGUUGAUCGUAGUGCUGCUUCUGCAUUACUAGCACCUUCAUACUGUCUUCGCUUCUACCCACGUGGAUUUGCUGUUUGAAACCAUGGAAAUUAACUCUUAACAUAACGAUGGCAUUGCUACUUUUGAAAACCCUAUUAGCCUCGCAUAAUUUCUAUGUAUUCGGGCCAACCAACCCGCUUCCAGCACAUUGGUUUGGUUUGGUUUGGUUUUUUUU